Messenger RNA from Hermetia illucens (black soldier fly), 296 nucleotides. RefSeq lists its product as uncharacterized. The transcript has a single exon. Lineage: Eukaryota; Metazoa; Arthropoda; Insecta; Diptera; Stratiomyidae. Bases 34 to 213 code for a protein of 59 amino acids. The record is from RefSeq and is a predicted model, not a curated record.
CGUUAUACAGAGACAGUAAAAAAGCUCCGCAUAAUGCCAAAGAAAAAUCGUGGGCACUUGGAAAUUAUCGAAAGGUUUUACUACGAUAUUCCAGCAUUCACAGAUAUCUUCACCGAGGAAUCGUUCUACGCGUUUGCCUUUUGUUUUGUAUGCGGAACAAUAAUUGUGGCUUUCAUUCUGUCUAGAUUUAUUACUAUAAAACCUUUGGAUUGAAAUGUGAUUUGAAGUGAAACUGUACGGAAAAAUGAAAUAAAUGUGAAAUGUAUGGUGCACGCAUAAAAUCGUGUUUUUCACUA